GAGAAUCAGCCAUGCAUAUUGUUUCAGUUGUGACUUUGCUCCUGGGCAGCAUUUUUGCCUACUCGAUGGCAGCUCCUCAAUUCGGAGGAUCGUAUUCUGCUCCUAGUUCUGGUUAUUACACCUUGACUGCAGCUCUGGCCAAUUUGGCGAAGGAACUUGCAGCACAGAGAAAUACAACAGUGACAGUGGGAAAUAGCUCUACAAUUGUUUCGGGUAUCUCCAGCUCCAUUGCCAAUGCUCAUAUCGAUGGCAAUCGCAAUCCUGAACAUGGACAUCAUCAUCAUCAUAUUGGCUGGAACAAUGGCUAUUACAAUAAUGUUGGGGGAUACUGGCGUGGUGCUGCUGAGGAAGAGGGAGAUUACAAAUCGGAUGGCGAUGAUUAUCAGAACGGUGAAUAUCCGGAAGGUUACGACAUUGACUCCAAAGAUGAAGAGCAGGAGAAGUUCUAGCUGAAAAACUGACUAAAAAUAGCUAACUCAAUUUCCUGAAUUUCAUUCACUUGAAAUUUAAAACUUUUUAAAAAUGUUACAACUAGUUGGAGUAAUACAAUAUUAAAUAAAUAUGUCUGUCAA
This is a messenger RNA of Drosophila innubila, 572 nucleotides long. RefSeq lists its product as uncharacterized. The record is from RefSeq and is a predicted model, not a curated record. Bases 12 to 449 code for a protein of 145 amino acids. The transcript has a single exon. Lineage: Eukaryota; Metazoa; Arthropoda; Insecta; Diptera; Drosophilidae.